This is a messenger RNA of Cuscuta epithymum, 959 nucleotides long. The record is from the annotation of a GenBank genome assembly. NCBI's taxonomy places the organism in Eukaryota, Viridiplantae, Streptophyta, Magnoliopsida, Solanales, Convolvulaceae.
AAUAGCAACAGAGAAGUGGUUAGUCAAAGGCGGUCACACACUCGCUCUUGAACCGGAGCAAAAGUUUAGAGCGAAAGAAACGAUGGCUUUAUUCGGCGCAGCAAAAACCUUCUCUAUGCCCGCGGUCGACCUCGGCGGACUUCGCGGUCGUUCUCCGAUAGGCUUCACCGCAGGCUGUAUAUCACUUGCCGGUGUGAGCUUACGCCGGUUGCCGUCGUCGCUGUCUAAACCCUUCGCCUCCCUUGGCAUUCACGCUCAUACCAGUGCAAAGGAGGUUGUUCAAACAGAAAAGGCUCCGGCCGCAUUGGGUCCAUACUCUCAAGCAAUCAAAGCAAAUAAUCUUCUUUUUGUAUCUGGAGUUCUUGGGCUUGUUCCAGAGACUGGGAAGUUUGUUUCGGACAGUGUGGAAGAUCAAACAGAGCAGGCAUGUACACAGGUUCUCAAGAACAUGGGAGAGAUACUUAAAGCAGGCGGUGUUAGCUACUCGAAUGUUGUAAAGACUACAAUCUUGCUGGCUGAUCUGAAAGACUUCAAGGCAGUGAAUGAGAUCUAUGCCAAGUAUUUCCCGGCACCAGCACCAGCGCGGGCGACAUAUCAGGUUGCUGCAUUGCCGAUGGAUGCCAGGAUUGAAAUUGAAUGUGUCGCGGCUUUAUUAUAAGCACACAUUAAUGUGACAGCUUUUGUCCUAUUUCAGGAUCACAGGGAGCUAGCUUAUACAUUGAUAAUUUAUGAUGACUGGGUAACAUAAUAAAGGAAAUUUAAAAUACUUCAUCCAUUUUUCUAUAAAGGCCUUAUCUGUAUGCAUUUGUAGUUCAAUGUGACUAUCUUUGAUGAUUAUUAAUAUUGUUACAUAAAGAUCAAUUUUGCUUCAUCUGGAAAGCUAUAGCUUAGUGCAACUGAGAGUGAAUUUUCCUUGAUUUAUUGGGGCAUUAUUAUUAUUAUUAUUAUUAUUAUUAUUA